This is a messenger RNA of Lithohypha guttulata, 723 nucleotides long. It is a transcript of the gene YAF9, whose product is annotated as NuA4 histone H4 acetyltransferase complex and the SWR1 complex subunit. NCBI's taxonomy places the organism in Eukaryota, Fungi, Ascomycota, Eurotiomycetes, Chaetothyriales, Trichomeriaceae. Gene Ontology annotation, biological process: regulation of DNA-templated transcription. The coding region runs from base 1 to 723 and encodes 240 amino acids. The record is from RefSeq and is a predicted model, not a curated record. The transcript has 2 exons.
AUGCCCGCACCAGCAUCCUCGAAACGCAUUCGCAAUGUCCAGAUCUAUCGUCCCUUCAUCUUCGGCAGCGAAGCAACACCUUUCGCACCUGACAGACGUCCUGACAGUGCACCACCAGAUCACACUCACAAGUGGGCUGUUUUCGUGAAAGGCAUCCCGAUCGCAGACCCUUCAAUUCCUGGCGUCGUUCGCAAUACUGAUGUAACACACUGGCUUCGCAAAGUACAGUUCAAGCUUCACGACACGUACGCUAACUCCGUACGCAUGGUUGAGGCAGAUCCUAGCGGAAUUUUCAAAAUAGAGGAGACAGGAUGGGGCGAAUUUGAAAUCGCGAUCAAAUUCUAUUUCGUCCCUGAAAGUGGCGACAUCGAGAAGCAGAAAGCAGAGAGAAUGACGGUGAGAUCAAUAUGCUAUGAAGAGGUGGUGUUCAAUGAACCGGUCGAGGCUUUCUACGAUAUCCUGACUAGCGGUGCGGACAAACCAGUGGGUGGUAAAGGAAAGAAGACCUCCGAAGUCCCGAAACGAACAGCAGAGAUACCUUUGAGUAGUGGAGAUGGAAUAAUAUGGAGCAGGCAAGAAGAGGGAAAAGAGCUGGAUCGCCUGAGCGAGGCAGUGAAGAAGGUGGAGAAGAUGAUACAGGACGAGAAGGCGCAGCUGAUCGCCGAAGAGAAGAAGCUUGCUGAACUCGAGAAGACGGAAGGUAAAGUGCAGAAAAAGCGGUAG